Messenger RNA from [Candida] anglica, 639 nucleotides. The record is from the annotation of a GenBank genome assembly. NCBI's taxonomy places the organism in Eukaryota, Fungi, Ascomycota, Pichiomycetes, Serinales, Debaryomycetaceae.
AUGGCGUUUAGGAUAUCAUUGAGGAGUUAUUCAGUCCUUCAAAAUGAAUUCAAAGACUCUAUGAGCAGAAUCGGCUGCCAGGCAAUGAUUUUAACUGCGGGACAGAAAUCAAAUGCUAGAGGUUCACUCCAUGGCAUGACAUUAUCCUCAACAUGUUCUCUUUCAGUAUACCCAAAGCCUUUAUUGCAAUUCAAUCUUCACCUUCCUUCAUAUACUUCACAAAACCUACACGAGCUGAAAUUGUUAGCUCUUCAUGUCCUUCCUCCAAGUGCAAACGCAGUAAAAUUGGGCCGAAUAUUUGCCAAUGGAGUGAAAAGACCACCGCAAUCGAACCAAUUACCGGACAACGAAGACGGUGAUUUGUUCCAUGAAAAGACCACCCCUUUCACAAACUUAGAAACUAAAGAGUGGAACUUUCAUACCAUUGAAAAUGUAAAUAUCCCCAUCCUUCAGGAAGCUGAGAGAGUUUUCAUUUGUAAGAAGAAUGAAGUUUUCGAAGUAGACAAGCAUGAAAUAUGGGUAGUCGAAGUUUUAGAUAUUCUCAAACCUAGAGCUGAGCUAGCUGAAGGAUUGAGUGGAGGGCUCUUGUAUCAUAAUAGAAAUUUCCAUAAAGUUGGCCCAAUUCUAACCGAAGACUAG